Molecule: messenger RNA, 1375 nt
Organism: Daldinia decipiens
Lineage: Eukaryota; Fungi; Ascomycota; Sordariomycetes; Xylariales; Hypoxylaceae
Product: Clp protease-domain-containing protein
Exons: 4
Coding region: 187-942 (251 amino acids)
Biological process (GO): protein quality control for misfolded or incompletely synthesized proteins
Cellular component (GO): endopeptidase Clp complex
Molecular function (GO): ATP-dependent peptidase activity; ATPase binding; serine-type endopeptidase activity
Source: RefSeq, a predicted model, not a curated record
UCACAAGAUCGCGGAGCGUCAUAGCUCCAAUUGACCGAUCACAGCUUCCCAAUAAUAACUCGAAUCCUACGCGGAAGUCGUGCUUCCAGUAACCAGAAUCUUGGGUCCAACAUCAAAGUUUAUUUUAACAGCAACUCUUGAACAUCUUUCUUCUCUGAGUUUUUACCGUUGUUUUUUCUGAACAUUAUGAAUUGUCAGCGGUUCCUUUGGCGGGCGGCGACGAAGACAGCAGGAUGUGGUACUCGUCGCUUCUCACAGUUCCUCCCUCUGAAUCCUAUCCAAGCUCCUCAUGGAGCUAUUCCCUUGCCAUUUAUCACAGAAGUUACUUCCGGUGGUUGGAGGACAUACGAUAUCUUCUCUAAGUUGUUACAGGAACGAAUAAUAUGCCUCAAUGGGGCUAUUGACGACAUGGUAUCGGCUUCGGUAGUGGCUCAACUACUCUGGUUAGAAUCCGACAAUCCGGAUAAGCCAAUUACCAUGUAUAUCCACUCUCCUGGAGGCUCCGUAACGGCUGGGUUAUCUAUCUACGAUACUAUGGCUUACAUCCGUUCGCCGGUAUCGACGGUAUGCCUUGGCCAAGCUGCUUCUAUGGGCUCGUUGCUGCUCGCGGGAGGCGAAAAGGGAAAACGAUUUGCCCUACCGCACAGCAGUAUUAUGAUCCACCAACCUUUAGGCGGGACACAGGGUCCCGCAAGCGACAUUUUGAUUUAUGCGAAUCAGAUACAACGCACGCGCGAACAGGUCAACGAGAUUUACCGGAAGCAUCUAAAUGCGGCAUUUGAUCACGAGAAGUACAGCCUUAAAGAUGUAGAGGAUAUGAUGGAGCGCGACAAGUACCUUACGGCGCAAGAAGCGAAAGACAUGGGCAUCGUAGACGAGAUUCUCACGAGAAGAGAUGACAAAAAGGCCGAGAAAAAAGAGGAUAAUAGUAACGGCACAUAAGCAGAGACCCACUCAACUCGAGUCCCGCUAUGAUUGAUCAAUAAUUACUACUAUGUAUGUAGAUUAGGUUAUUAUCAUUCUCUAGCUAUUGCUAGCGAGUACGAACUCGGAACCCUCGUUAGGACUAUGUACAUACCUAGGUACCUAGGGAACCCCUGGCAUUUCUUUUUUGACAUGUCGGCAAUUCUAAACUGCUUGGUGUCACCCUACCGGAGGAGUAAGGAAGACUAACCGCCACAAUUACUUAAGCGGGUUCGCAGAUGGACAUGGCGCCAUGUAAUUCAUAUUAGGUACUAAGGGAAAUGAAUGGAUGUGCUAGGUAAUCUCAUCUAGAUGUAGGUACCUGAUCUUGGGAACAUCCUGACCACGUGGCCCACUUUCAGACAUGUAAUGCUGCACAACCGCACCGCAACCAUACCUAUACAUAAUGCAC